Anopheles marshallii is the source of this 447-nucleotide messenger RNA. RefSeq lists its product as uncharacterized. Bases 1 to 447 code for a protein of 148 amino acids. The record is from RefSeq and is a predicted model, not a curated record. The transcript has 2 exons. Lineage: Eukaryota; Metazoa; Arthropoda; Insecta; Diptera; Culicidae. Gene Ontology annotation, biological process: intracellular cholesterol transport.
AUGUUCAAGCAAAUCGUGGCAGUGGUUCUGUUGUUUUCGGCUGUUGUCCAGGGGUUGGAAAUUAUCCAAUGUUCCAACAAUCGUCCGGCACCGCAGGAAGUCAUCAUACCGGGAUGCAGUAGCCUGCCGUGCUCGGUUCCAAACCAGUCGAACUUUAACUUUAGCGUGCGGUUCGCUCCGACCUUCCCCACCAACUCGCUUACCGUCGAUGUGCGUGCUUCGCUGUUGGGCCUUUUCCUACCGUACGAGGUGCCCGAGCAUCUGCGCAAUGGUUGCAACAACAUCAACACAUCCUGCCCACUAACUGCCGGACAGGUCGUAACGCUCACGGGUACCGCACCGGUCGAGGCUCCACUGACCGGUGUAACGGUAACGAUGGAAUUCGAAAUUACCGGCGACGGUGGCCAGGUAGCCGUUUGUUUUGCCGCCACCGUGACACUUACGUGA